UCAUUGCGUUUAACAUGGGACUCAAGCUACAGUUGAUCACAUCAGCUUCGUUGUCGUAGUCUCACUGAGAGGAAUAUGAUAAGGAACAUUUAAAAGUCAAAUAAAGCAAGCUUAUCAAGUAUUGACCUCACUCUACGCUCAACGCUCUGGUGAGAGUGAUUCCCAUGGCGUCUUCGAUUCAUGCCUCUCUGUCCGCCUUCAAUCUAUCUGGUCAAAACCCUACUCGGCGCCUCUCCUUUCCUCAUCAGAUUUGCGUUGUUUCGCAGAACAAUAUAUCUAACUUGAAAGCAUCCAAGCCACUGAGACUAGAUGCUAAAUGUGCGAGAGUAAUGGCCUCAAGGAGUGUGUCCCAAGCAAGCAGAGCUGCUACAACAGAAGACGUUCUAGAGUGGGUCAAACAGGACAAGCGAAGAAUGCUUCAUGUUGUAUAUCGUGUUGGGGACUUGGAGAGGACCAUCAAAUUUUAUACAGAGUGCCUGGGAAUGAAGCUGCUGAGAAAACGUGAUAUACCAGAGGAGAGGUAUACGAACGCCUUUCUUGGAUAUGGACCUGAAGAUGCACAGUUUGUUAUUGAACUGACAUACAAUUAUGGAGUUGAUGCAUAUGAUAUUGGGAAUGGAUUUGGCCAUUUUGGCAUUGCUGUUGAUGAUGUUGAAAAGACUGUAGACCUCAUUAGAGCUAAGGGUGGCAAAAUAACUAGAGAGCCAGGUCCUGUUAAGGGAGGCAGCACAAUAAUUGCUUUCAUCGAAGAUCCAGAUGGAUAUAAAUUUGAGCUUUUGCAAAGAGCUUCCUCUCCUGAGCCUUUGUGCCAACUAAUGCUUCGCGUAGGUGAUCUUAAUCGUUCCAUAGAAUUUUAUGAGAAGGCUUUUGGUAUGGAACUUCUUCGGACACGAGAUAAUCCUGAGCAAAAGUAUACCAUUGCAAUGCUAGGUUAUGGUCCUGAAGAUACGAGUGCUGUCUUGGAAUUGACUUACAAUUAUGGAGUCACUGAGUAUGAUAAAGGAAAUGGUUAUGCUCAGAUUGCAAUAGGUACAGAUGAUGUUUACAGGACUGCCGAAGCUAUCAAACUUGUUGGAGGAAAGAUUACUCGGGAACCUGGACCAUUACCUGGCAUCAACACAAAAAUAACAGCAUGCUUAGAUCCUGAUGGUUGGAAGACGGUUUUUGUAGAUAAUGUUGAUUUUGUUAAAGAGUUGGAGUAGAGUUUCUGAUCUUGGUCUUUGCAAUCUUGAGAGACUGACGUCAAGUCACUGGCAAAUCAAAGAUAAUCUUGAUUUAAGCUGCUUGCAGGCUUGCACGAUACAAUGUACCAUAUUCAAAUCCGAGUUUUGUAGAUAGUUUAUUAAUGAUUAUAGCAAUGACCAGAGUAGCCAAUUUCUUUACCUUUAUAAAAUAAAGCAAGUUAGUUUGAAGCACAAAUCUCUUUAUUUCUUCAUUUUAUGUACUUUUAACGAUUUUAUAAUAGUACAAAUUGUCUAAAUUUCACAUUGGAUAUUUCAUAAUAGUAUUCUCACAAUUUCUUGGCCUUUCC
This is a messenger RNA of Neltuma alba, 1531 nucleotides long. Its product is annotated as probable lactoylglutathione lyase, chloroplastic. The record is from RefSeq and is a predicted model, not a curated record. NCBI's taxonomy places the organism in Eukaryota, Viridiplantae, Streptophyta, Magnoliopsida, Fabales, Fabaceae. Gene Ontology annotation, cellular component: cytoplasm. Bases 165 to 1202 code for a protein of 345 amino acids. Gene Ontology annotation, molecular function: lactoylglutathione lyase activity; metal ion binding. The transcript is spliced from 9 exons.